AUGGAAGACGUCAAGAGUCAGGACAAUGAGGAUAUGAGCUACAUGUUCUAUCAUGCCAGCAGCUUCGACCAAGAUAUCUCUGGUUGGGACACGUCUUCCGUCGUAGAGAUGGCGAUGACGGCGCUUGCGUCGUGCCCGGAAUGCAAGGAGACCCGCUGUCCGAGCACAUCUUUGGCUUGUUUGGAGGAUAGGUGUGCAGCCGUAAACUCGGGCUUCAUCGAAGUCGGGACGUGUGAGAUGGAGGAGUGCCGGUCUGCGGAGGAUCUCACCGUCGUUCCCAGCAGCUUCGGGCAAUGUACAUCAGCUUGCAUACGCAACCCCAACUGCACGGGUUUCCUGUUUUCCCCACAACUUUGGAUAGGCAAGUAUUCCGAUGAAGUCGACUUUCGUCAGGGUCAACGCUGCGACCUCCGCAUCAGUCAGAGGCCCCUGCCAGUGCGUGGAAGUGAGACUCAGAGUACAUCGGCCUUCUUCGUCUUCCGGCGGGCGGGCUGUGACACCUUCUCCUGCCCCAGUUGGGGCCGUCCUCUGCCUGCGCCGAAACUUCUGCCAGACGCUGGGGCCGUCACUGAAGCACAGUGCUGCACCUGCUCGGCGCCCGGAGCAGUGCAGGACCGCAAGGAAAAUUGCGAUCCCUGCUUAUCCGCGCAUGCUGAGCAAAAAAGUGGAUCAGCACAAAGCAAUGGGCUGAUUGAACAGAGCACAGCACCGGCAGCGGAUCAAAGGUCCUGCGAGGCCUGCCCUGCGGGCCGCUAUGCGGAGGAAGGGGCCAGCGAGUGCAAGCUCUGCAAGGGGAACCGGCUGCUGCCGAAUGCAAACCAGAGCGCCUGCGAGGCCUGCGCCGUGGGAAAGUUCAUCCCAGAGGGUUUCAUCACCUGCGAAAGCUGCCACCUCCCCAGAAUGCUUCUCAGAGGGCUUCUCAACAAUCAGUGCAUUUGGUGGCACAUUCCCAUCAUGGUGGUGGCGUUGCUCUUGAUCUUGUUCACCAUCCGCGCAAUCCGACAGACCGUGAAGAAGCGGACCUUGAGCAAGCGGGAGAGGCACUGGCACCAGGCAGAGCUGGGUGCCACCUGGAAGCUUUUGGAGGCUUCGCUGUGGGACCGCGACGACGCGGCCGUCGCCAAGCUCGCCCAGACCCUGACGUCCCAAGGCUUAGGGUCUGCCUAUGUGGACUCAGAGAUCCAAAAGCUCCGCGCGCACCACAGCUCCGUGGCCGGUGUGGGCAUGGAGUACCUGCUGUCCGAGGACUUUGCGUGCUUGGCCAAGGGGCGAUCCAAAAAGGAGGAUCCCAGCUUCAACGACCUCAAGGAGGCCUUCUGGCUUCAAGAGGGCCACGAUCCCGUAGGCCACGAUGUGCCUUGCCCCAGGGACGGUCGACCUGGCUGUGCAUUGGUGGACUGGCUACCCACUCGGCACCGGCGCAUGCAGACGCAUUUCAUGUCCUGGACCUGGAGGUACAAAGUGUCCCAGAUACGCAGCUCGCUCGAGAUGUGGCGGGCGGAUGCCAAGUCCACCUUUGAACCCGAGGAUGUGUCCUUCUUCAUGUGCUUUUUCGUGAACAACCAGUUCCGAAUAAUCUUGGAGGGCGCCGUCGGUGGCAGCGAAGAUCUGGAGCGGGUCUUCAAGGAGAAUUUGACCCGCAUCGGGAAGGUGGUGGCCGUGCUGGACACUUGGAAGGACCCAGUGUACCUAACACGCGUGUGGACGAUCUACGAGCAGUUCACCGCCUGCUCGCUUCGAGUCCCAGUGACUUUUGUUAUGCCCGAGAGCUCCUCUGAGUCUUUGAAUGCCCAGAUCUUCCGCGGGGCCGAUGGUAUCGAGGAAGUCAAGGAGUCCUUAUGCCAGGUGGAUGUGGCUCACGCGGAAGCUUGGGAUCCGCGAGACAAGGACUUCAAAGAUCAGAAUAUGAGACCCAAGCACAUCAGAUCCUACUCGUGA
This is a messenger RNA of Symbiodinium pilosum, 1938 nucleotides long. The record is from the annotation of a GenBank genome assembly. NCBI's taxonomy places the organism in Eukaryota, Dinophyceae, Suessiales, Symbiodiniaceae.